AUGCAGUCAAACGACGGCAGCGCUCAAACAGCGAUCGAAACCCCUAGCCCGGCACAGCAAUACAUCGUAAUUCCGGCUAGACGAAACGUACGACAGUUUGGACAGCAUGAUGGGCCAACUGUCGAAGAUUAUUUAAGAGAGGUGAGGUCGGUGUGGAGGACUGGUGCGUUGAGUCGUGAAGACAGACUCGACGUGAUUCUUGACAGUAUAACAAGCCGAGUGAGAAGGGAGUUAAAGCUCCACUCACCCGACGAGGACCCAGAGGAAAUGCUGCAGGUGAUGCUGCGCAUCUAUGGCGAGAAACGCAGCAUGCAAGAGCUGUUAUCGGCGUUUUACUCUACGCACCAGAACCCUCGGGAGAAUCUCCAUGAGUUUUCUCACCGACUACAUCAACUCUACGAGGAAAUCGUCAUUGCCCAGACAAUGCACGGUUUGACACCUUUAAGCGAAAGAUCGCUGAGAGAUCAGUUCGCCAGCCAAAUUAAAGACGAUUUAGCUAGGAGAAUGCUAAAAGAACGACUGCUCCAAGAGCCUAACCUGACUUUUCUUGAAGUCAGAAAAUGUGCCCUUAGGUGGGCAGGAGCGAAAGUAACUGCGCAAACGGAGGUGAGUGCUGUAGAAGCGCAGCAGAACCAGAGACAGAAUAUUCGAGAAGAAAAUGUAGUGGUCAGUGAUAGGCAGUCGAGGCCAGGGGAUUCGGCCAACAGAAGCUCUACAAACAGCGAGAUUGAGUCUUUGCGAAAGGACAUGAAAGAAUUAAAA
This is a messenger RNA of Candidula unifasciata, 762 nucleotides long. The record is from the annotation of a GenBank genome assembly. NCBI's taxonomy places the organism in Eukaryota, Metazoa, Mollusca, Gastropoda, Stylommatophora, Geomitridae.